GUGCUCUUUCAGACCUCCUCUGCUGACUCCUACAACAUGCAGCUCACCUCAAAGACUAGACACAACAUUUUAGACCAGACCAAAAAUGUAUCGUUCCAUAGCAUGCUGUGCUGAGGUUAGAAAGAACUCUGGUGAUGUGAAGAAAACAAUGCAGACAUUUGUGAGGACUCUGUCCUUUUUUCAAGUUUUGAUAUGUGUGACAGUGAAGACCAAGGCUGAAAGCGUUUUUACUGGAACAGAAGGAGGCAGUGUGGAUAUCUCCUGUAAAUACCCUGAUGGAUAUCGAUAUACACCCAUGUACUUCUGUCGUCAUCCAUGCUAUUCUUCUGACGUCUUAAUUAAAUCUCAGAAGGUUGAUAAGGCCAUCUCUAGGGGAAGAUACACUGCACUAAACAUUCCAUCUGGACGGACUUUCUCUGUCACCAUCAGACACCUCAGAUUAAAGGACUCUGGAGUUUAUUACUGUGGAGUGGAUAAAUGGGGAUAUGACAUAUUGAUUAAAGUAAAGCUUAAUGUCACUAAAGAUGUAACAGUACCUCUGUCUACACAUGCUCCAGUGUCCAGGCAGAAUCAAAGAUCUGAAGUUGCAGAGUUUCCCUCUGCCACAACAGUCACAACAGCUACUGCAGUGGUUACAGCACUGCUUUUUCCUCCUGCUUAUUGUGAAGAACCAGAAGUGCUCUUUCAGACCUCCUCUGCUGACUCCUACAACAUGCAGCUCACCUCAAAGACUAGACACAACAUUUUAGACCAGACCAAAAAUGUAUCGUUCCAUAGCAUGCUGUGCUGAGGUUAGAAAGAACUCUGGUGAUGUGAAGAAAACAAUGCAGACAUUUGUGAGGACUCUGUCCUUUUUUCAAGUUUUGAUAAGUGUGACAGUGAAGACCAAGGCUGAAAGCGUUUUUACUGGAACAGAAGGAGGCAGUGUGGAUAUCUCCUGUAAAUACCCUGAUGGAUAUCGAUAUACACCCAUGUACUUCUGUCGUCAUCCAUGCUAUUCUUCUGACGUCUUAAUUAAAUCUCAGAAGGUUGAUAAGGCCAUCUCUAGGGGAAGAUACACUGCACUAAACACUCCAUCUGGACGGAGUUUUUCUGUCACCAUCAGACACCUCAGAUUAAAGGACUCUGGAGUUUAUUACUGUGGAGUGGAUAAAUGGGGAUAUGACAUAUUGAUUAAAGUAAAGCUUAAUGUCACUAAAGACAUAACAGUACCUGUGUCUACACAUGCUCCAGUGUCCAGGCAGAAUCAAAGGUCUGAAGUUGCAGAGUUUCCCUCUGCCACAACAGUCACAACAGCUACUGCAGAUUGUUUCACUUCAUAUGAACAAACUUCAUCCACAACUUCUGUAGACCCACACGGACAGCUGCUUGCUGUUGGCGGAGGAGUGCUGGGCCUUCUGCUGUGCUGUGUUCUUGUAACUCUUGUGAUUCUCUACAGGAAAACAUCUACAAACCUCACAUCUUUGAAAGCACCUGCUUCUGAAAUCCAAAUUUCACAAGCACCACCUGAUCAGGAGGACAUUUGUCAUGUGUAUGAUGAGAUUUUGGCUGUGUAUAGUUUAGGUGGUCCAGCUACAGGAGAUGAAUCUUCAGCCACUUACAGCACCAUUCAGCUCCCUGCUUCAGCAGAUAAUGAUUGCAGUCCAUACUCUCUUGUUGCUCCUCACUGAAAAGUUACAGCACCUUAUAUAUGUAUGGUGCAUAAUACACAAAGGUAAAAUCUGCAUUUCAGGAAAAUAAGCACUCUUUUAGGGACACAAAUUUUCUUUCCUUUAAGCUGAUGACUGUUUUAUUUACACUCAUAUAUUCCUUAAACAACAAACAAGACUUGACCUGACAUGAUUUGUUAGAUGCACAUUAAGAUAAGACUGAACUUCCUGUGACAAAUUAACGCACGGUCUUCUACACAGGACUUCCGGUGUGAUGCAUGGCAUAUACAGUAUUACCAUCCUGCAUGCAUGUAAUGCUUCCUUUGAUUCUUAAUGUCUGAGUAAAUGUUCAAUGAUUGCACCUACAAAAAGUGGCUAAACUGUGAAAUGCUCCAGUGUAAAAUGGUAAAUUCAGUGUGGUUGACACUUUGUACAUUCUGACACGAUGUAGGUGUCUAACACAUGAAAGGCUUCAUAAAACGUAACAAUCUCAGUAUAUUACUCUCUAUGUCUGACAUGGGUUUAACACAAAGCUAAUAAAAUCAGUUAUAUGUAACAUGAAUAUCUACUUAUAUGACAUUAUCAAAUCGUUUAAGACAUACGAACAGUUAAUUAUAUAGAUAUAUCUUCUUUAAAAUAAAGGUUCAAAAUGGAAUAAGUUCUGUACUCAUGUAGUCAUAAGUUCUCCCAGACAUUUACGCUAUUAUUUAAAUGUACAGGAUAAUUCAUGCAUAUAAUAGGACUACAUUGGAUGGACUAUGGUGAUGAAGGAUGAAGGUAGAACCUAUGCACACAUACAAAGAGAGCAAGAGAGAAAGAGAGAGAGAGACAUGGGGGGUCUGAUGUUUCCUUCUCCUUCACUACACCUGUUUCCUCAGCUAUAUUUGAACAAAGAGUAGUCAGGAACUGUUUCUGGGAAUUCCUGAGGUCUAGUUUGGGUCAAACCCUAAUACUGUCUUCUGAAGAGGAACCUGAAUUUGUAAUAUCCAAUUUAUGACAGUAUGUAUAGAGGUCAUAGAAGGGGGACAGUGUAACUGAAUACCCAAGGCUCAUGAGUGGAAUAAGGGGCCCUAAAUAGUUAAAUAGUAUUUGGGAAGAGGAAAUGGGAAGAGGGCUUGUAAGAGUAUAAAACUAUGUCCCAUUCUCUGAUUUUAUAGAUUGUUGCUCCAGUUGUACCAAAUUGUACACAAGGCUCUUCAAGUCAUUCCACAAGUUUGUGAUCAGGGCUCUGACUUGGCCAUUGCAGAACACUUAUCUUCUGUCACCAUUUCAUUUACUGCCUUGGAUUUGUACUUUGGGUAUAAUCUGAUAGUUUACAAUUUAAGAAGUUUAAAUAAAAAUCCAUGCCAGUCAAACUGUUCCUAUUCAUUUAUCCAUACAACAUCAAAUCUUCAGUUAUCUAUGAUUUUACGAUUAUAAUAGAUGUUGAAAUUAUGCAACAGUAAAUCCAUAUAAGCAGAAUCAUGGUUUAAAAGAAGCAAUAUUUAAAAAAAAAAAUCUGGUGGUGGUGUCCUAUAUUUUUCCUAGCCAGGAG
This is a messenger RNA of Hemibagrus wyckioides, 3183 nucleotides long. RefSeq names its product CMRF35-like molecule 1. The transcript has 10 exons. The coding region runs from base 762 to 1670 and encodes 302 amino acids. The record is from RefSeq and is a predicted model, not a curated record. Lineage: Eukaryota; Metazoa; Chordata; Actinopteri; Siluriformes; Bagridae.